UUCACAUUAGGAUUGAGAGAGCUUGCAAUCAGAGACGGGGUGUAACCAAACCCAACACAGGCAGGUAAGAGGAGCUGCACUCAGACAAGUACCCCAAAGGCAAAGGGAGUGCUCUGGUUACCUGGCACUGUGGGAGCAUAUGCGAGCAUUGUUUCUACUCUCUUCUUUUUAUGUGCAGCAGAAAGAGGUGAAGAGCAAAGCUCCAAAUGAGGUGCAGAGAAAGAGAAAGGCAGGAUUAUACACCUGGCAGGUUAGAGGUAGGCACGGAGGGAAGAGGAGAGGAUGGGAAGAAAAAUCAGCAGGGAGAGACUUAAAAUUACAAAGGAGAGCAUCGCUCACUGCUGGCUUGAGUUGUGAUAGACAGCUUAUGUUUUAGACGAAGCAGUCCUUCAGGUUUCUAGGGCCUCUAAGGAUGUUCUCCACCUUUGAUUAAACUUGCAUCUCACAAACUAGAAGUGUGGACGUCUAAGAAAGGUGAAGAAAAGUGUAAAGCUAUUUGAUGUGAUUCAUCCAAACAUAGUAUAGGCAAAGAAGCCAAAGGAGGAGGGGGGACAACACCCAAGAGAAGUCUAGACAAGGGGAACCAAGAGACUGAGCCUUCGGGGUAAAUAACAAGUCAUGCAAGAACAGGGGUGAAGCUGUUCAGCACGAGAGAAGGGCUUCUGAAGCAGAGCUAAGCAGUCCAGAGCAAAAUUAGUCCACAGAGUAAGAGGGGAUGACACUGCACAGAAGAGGCUGAUCAAGGCUGACUCCAGUCUGCUGCCUCUAACCUGAUUAGGGAACAGGAGCGGUGGUGGAGCAGAGUUUGGAGACCCGAUCAGCAGAAAGUGCAAGCCAGCAAGAAGAGAAGAAAAAGGAGAAAGAAUUACAAGAGGGAGCCUGACGAAAGAAGCCACUUAAAUAGGGGAGCUGGAAUUGGAGCCACAGGAACCGCAGAGGGAAAGCCACAAAGCCGCAGUGAAGAUGCCUGCUAAUGGAAACCAUCCCUUGAAGUUACAGUUUGGUCUAAUCAAUCAUGAGGGUCGCUACCUUACUGCAGAAAACUUUGGUUUUAAGCUGAAUGCAUCAGCUCCAAGUCUGAAGAAAAAACAGAUAUGGACUCUAGAGCAAGACUCCCAGGAGACCCAAGUUGUGUAUUUACGCAGUCACCUGGGACGUUACUUGGCUUCCGACAAGGAUGGCAAAGUCACCUGUGAGGCAGAUGGCCAUAAUUCAGACUGCCGCUUCCUCAUCGUACCGCAGUCAGACGGCCGCUGGGCCCUUCAGUCAGAGCAAUACCUCCGCUUCUUCGGUGGCUCUCGGGACUACCUGUCUUGCUUUGCUCAGAUAAUCACAGAUGCCGAGCUUUGGGCGAUGCACCUGGCUCUGCAUCCGCAAGCCAACCUGCUGUCUGUUGCCCGUAAGCGUUAUGCCCACCUCUCCACGGUGGAUGGAGAAAUCGCUGUGGACCGGAACAUUCCAUGGGGUGUAGAAGCACUCCUGACUCUUGUCUACCUGGACGGAAAGUACUGUUUAAAGACCUGCGACAGCCGCUUCCUCAGCAGCGAUGGGAAACUGCUGACAGAGAAUGGGAGGGCCACAGCAUACACACUGGAGCUAAAGUGUGGCAAUCUUGCAUUUAAAGACUGUGAGGGAAAGUAUUUGUCUCCUAUGGGGCCCACAGGGACCCUGAGGUCAGGACGAUGCUCCAAGCCAGGCAAAGACGAACUGUUUGACUUGGAGGAGAGCCACCCUCAAGUUGUUCUGAUAGCAGCUAAUGGCCGUUAUGUCUCCAACAGACAGGGAGUAAGCCUCGCUGCCAAUCAAGAAGAUGAAACUGACACGGAGACAUUCCAGAUGGAGUUCGACAGGGAAACCAAGAUGUGCACGUUCCGCACCAGCCAAGGCUACUACUGGGCUCUGGUGGCUCACGGAGGCAUCCAGAGUACAGCCACAGAAGUAUCUGCAAACACCAUGUUUUCAGUGGAAUGGCUCAGCCACAAGGUGGCAAUAAAAGCAAGCAAUGGCAAAUACAUCUGCACCAAGAAGAAUGGCCAGUUACUUGCAGUCUGUGACACCAUAGGAGAGGACGAGCAGCUCACUUUGAAACUGAUCAACCGGCCCAUGCUGAUCCUCAGAGGGAACAAUGGGUUCAUCUGCCACCACAGGAACUCCAACACGCUGGACGCUAGCAGAUCUGUCUAUGACAUCUUCACCCUGCAGUAUAGCAACGGAGCGUACCAUAUUAAAGGUGCCGAUGGGCGAUACUGGUAUGUAAGCAGUGCCGGGCUGGUGUGUUCGGAUGGCGAAUCUCCAGAGGACUUCACUUUGGAGCUCCUGGAGCGUGGCCGCCUUGCUAUCAGAGGCAAAAACGGCAAAUACUUACAUGGAGACCAGGGAGGCAUGCUCAAGGGAGAUGGACUGAGCCUUUGCAGCUCUGCUCUGUGGGAGUACUAAAUCCAACCAACAUGGAGCUCACAGAUGAGACCCAACUCUUCUAAAAGGUUGGGGUUUUCACCAAGAAAUCUCCAUGUCACCAUAAACAAGAACUAUCCUGAGACUCAGAUUUGAAGACAUGCAGGUGAAGAAAAUGGGAGAACUGACCAUGCAGUAUAAUCAACCAGCAGAUGUAUUUACAAGAUUUUGAUCUGUAGGCCCAGAAUUACUAUAAAUAGACAUUAGUUUAGUGUUAUCCUUUUAGAUAUUUGAUGCAAGCAUGAGUUAAUGUCUGAAACUACAGAAAUAAAGGCAUUUAUUCACAA
Messenger RNA from Girardinichthys multiradiatus, 2741 nucleotides. RefSeq names its product fascin actin-bundling protein 2b, retinal (gene fscn2b). The transcript has 7 exons. NCBI's taxonomy places the organism in Eukaryota, Metazoa, Chordata, Actinopteri, Cyprinodontiformes, Goodeidae. Gene Ontology annotation, cellular component: cytoplasm; actin cytoskeleton. Gene Ontology annotation, molecular function: protein-macromolecule adaptor activity; actin filament binding. Bases 964 to 2436 code for a protein of 490 amino acids. The record is from RefSeq and is a predicted model, not a curated record. Gene Ontology annotation, biological process: cell migration; establishment or maintenance of cell polarity; actin filament bundle assembly.